Molecule: messenger RNA, 4415 nt
Organism: Macrosteles quadrilineatus (aster leafhopper)
Lineage: Eukaryota; Metazoa; Arthropoda; Insecta; Hemiptera; Cicadellidae
Product: polypeptide N-acetylgalactosaminyltransferase 1-like
Exons: 11
Coding region: 274-2142 (622 amino acids)
Cellular component (GO): Golgi apparatus
Source: RefSeq, a predicted model, not a curated record
GGUUGGUGACGUGUUUUCGAAAUAUGCCUAAGUGAAAAUGGUUUAGGGUAUUUACUCCCUUGUGAGUAAAACGACUAUCUAAUAAAAAUUGUCAAGUUAUUAUUUUAUGACCGAUUCGUACAAUGUCUUAAGGAUAAAAUAUUUAUGAAUACAGAUCCAUUACGUCAAUUUUGAGGUUAUGUUUUCCUGGAGUUGAUUGUUGCUGUAAACAAGUUCCAAUUAAUUCGCUAGUUAACAAGAUUUUGAUGAUUCCCAUUUAUAGAAUUCAAUAAAAUGCUAUUUAUAUGUGCCCCUAGGCGUAGAAGACCAUGGUACAAAAUAACUUUAGUAUUUAUCUCUCUGUCAAUUUUAAUUUUAUGGUUUUUACAUCAGAAUAAAUUACAAACAUUGAAAAAUCAAUUGAGCCUAUAUGAAAGUAAAGAUGAUUCUGGUGUGGAUUUGAUGAGCCUAACUUCAAAUUUAUUCAAAAAACCAGGAAUUGAGAGCAGAAAAAUCCACCCUAAAUCAGCCUUAUCAGGUCGAGCGAGAAAUGUUGCUGUGAAAAGUAAUAUAAAUGAAGAAUAUGAGGCAAUGAUAAGGAAAGAUCUUGCCAAAGUAGUUCCUGGUCUAGGGUACAAUGGUGCUGCUGUGGAGUUCUCUGGGGAAGAAGCAAAACUUGCUGAGGAAAUUAUGAAGAAAGAAGCGUUUAACCUGCUUGCCAGUGAUAAAGUGUCCUACAACCGUACUGUAGCUGAUGCCCGACAUCCAUUAUGCAAGAGUGUGGAGUAUGAUGAAGAGUUGCCCGAUGCCAGUGUCGUCAUAAUCUUCACCAACGAGGCGUGGAGUUCACUGAUCAGGACCAUUCACAGUGUCCUCAACAACUCCCCACCUCACCUGCUCAAGCAGAUAGUGCUGGUAGACGACGCUAGUGACCGAAAGGAACUGCUGGGCAAACUAGAGUACUACAUCCGCACCAGGCUGCCCAGUAAGGUGGUACUGCACAGACUGGCCACUCGUAGUGGACUGAUCAGGGCAAGACUACAGGGAGCCAGGCUGGCCUAUGGGGAGGUCCUUGUGUUCCUAGACUCACACUGCGAAGUUGGCACUAUGUGGCUGGAGCCCCUACUGCAGCGUAUCAAGGAGGAGAGGACAGCUGUGGUGGUGCCUGUCAUUGAUGUGAUUGACGACCGGACACUAGAGUACAUGCACAACGAGGGCUCGCUGCUGUUCCAAGUCGGAGGCUUCUCCUGGAGUGGUCACUUCACCUGGCACGACAUCCCGGAGUCAGAGCUCAAGAGACGAGGCUCUGUCAUCGCCCCUACCUGGUCUCCCACUAUGGCUGGAGGUUUGUUUGCCAUAGACACUGAUUAUUUUUGGGAAUCUGGCUCCUACGAUGAUGAAAUGGAUCUUUGGGGUGGUGAAAACCUGGAGAUGUCUUUCAGAAUCUGGCAGUGUGGAGGUACUGUGGAGACAGUGCCUUGCUCUAGAGUGGGUCACAUCUUCCGCUCGUUCCACCCGUACUCCUUCCCCGGACACAAGGACACUCACGGCAUCAACACUGCACGUACUGUGGAGGUGUGGAUGGACGAGUACAAGGAGCUCUUCUACAUGCACCGGCCCGACCUCAAGGAAACAGAUAUUGGAGACCUGACGAAACGGAAGGAACUGAGAAAACGACUCAAGUGUAAAAGCUUUAGGUGGUACUUGGAGAACAUCUACCCAGAUAAGUUUGUACUCAACGAAGACGUCCAAGCUUAUGGCAGAGUGAGAAACGAGGCAACGGAUCUCUGCUACGAUACAAUGCAACAUGGAGAAGACUCUGAGUACAAUGUCGGAGUCUAUGUUUGUCACAAGAAAAUCUUUAGUAGUCAGCUGUUCUCUCUCAGUAACGAUGGACAAAUCAGGAGAGAGGAGACUUGUGCCACUGUAACUUCCACUUACGAGAUCAGGAUGGAGAAGUGUUCCACAACCUCAGCUAAACAAAUUUGGAGGAUGACAAAGUCGGGACAGCUGGUGAAUGACGCUACAGAGUUGUGUCUAGACGCAGAGACUCUGUCCGUGGGAGACACUCUGAGAGCCGCCAAGUGUAGUGGCGGCCCCACGCAGAUCUGGACCUGGGACUACUAUUCCACCGAGGCCGCUAACAUCUUCAAGAACACGUAACCUCCGCCUCAGCUCAACCUACCGUCCAUUCCUCACCUACCACUAAGUCAAUUAUGUGAUCCGAGUAAUAUAUUUUUAGAGCUUUUAUAUGAUGUUGAAUGUUGUAGUAUUUUGUAAGUAUUGACAGGUUGUAUUAUCGACAUCACUGGUGUUUUACAUUUAAGAACAAAUAGUAUGACUAGGUUAGAGUUUUAGAAAUUUUUACACAAGUAUUUUACGAGAGUUAUGCUGUAUGGAAUUUGUAAUGUUUUGGUGUUUUACAUCACUGGUAAGUGAGAUUUGUUUUUGUUGUUUUACUCGGUGCAUAAUUUUAAUUUUAACAAAUCAAUUUAUGAAAUUGUUUGGGUUUAUGUUGUUGACGUAUUUUAUUUGUCAACAUAAAAUUGAAUUAUAUGAUGAUAAAUUAUAACUUUAAUAAAUCUUGCUCAAUAAGUAUGUAUAUAUUAGUUUAUUUUAUAAAUAAAAUUGUUUUUUCGGUUUCCAAUUAGUUUAAAGGACGUAUUAUUCUGUAUUUUCUCUAUUGAUGCUUGCCACAACCUUUUAUCUUAGAAGUACUUGUGUCCCUCUGUUCCUAUAGUUAAAGCUAAGCAAUUAAAAUGUAUCUUUAAAAUUUGGUUAGCUAGCUCAGCAACCUACAGAUACCAUUUGUUGUAGCCUUACAAUAUUGUGAAUUAAUGUGAUUGAUAGUAUAUAAACUGGAUAUGAACACUAUGUUUUACAUGUUAGCUUAUUAUGGCUUUUAUCUAGGUACCAUUAUUUUUCCUCUGGCAGUAUCAUCGUGCUACAGUACUAUAUUCUGAUUUUCUCUGCCUCAAAGCAACAUCUUGCUACCACCUAAAAUUUAUUAGUUUCCAAUGUGCAUAAGCUGAUGUUUUUAGGUCACAUAGCAGAUAUCACAACAUGCCCCGUACCACUGACCAUUCAGGUUUGGAAAACCAAUGUAAAAUUUAUCCCUUCUGUGUAAAAGUGCCCAUUAUAGCUGACAACCAACUUAUUAUGGCAGCAUAAAAUAGUCUUUCAAACCGCAAGGGCUAAAAUAUUACUCACAAUUUGACAAGGAUAAUGUACAAUUUGAAUAUGUGGUCUUCCUGCUGACUGUGGUCCACAAGAUUUGGUCCUUGGGAAAAUUAUUUACUACCAUUUCAAAAUAUAAUUAGUCCUACCUUUGUUUUUUGGACCCAGCCGGUAUUUAUCACUGAAUUUGGAUUUAUUGUGAUGAUUAAAAAAGCAACUGAUCUUAGUAACAAAGCUACACAAAGCACCACACUCUAUUUCUAUGGGGAUCACUAGGAUAGUUAAAACUAGUAGAUUUCUCAUCCUUCUGGAACAGCUGAAGCCAAUUUUUUGUUAGCUCUGCCUGGAACACUGCAGAGGUCGUGUUUUGUUUACAAUUUGUUUCUUGUUAUUUCAGCCAUUUAAAACCUCAUUUAACCAAAUGAAACUAUACAAUCGUAAACAAUGACUCCUAGUACCCUAGUUAUAUAACCAAACAGUAAAGCACAAAUCAUGAAAUUAACCCUAAAAUAAUAUAAACAAAAUUUUGCCGCCACUAACUCCCAGUGUCACGGGACAUGAACUAGACACAAAAACCGAGCUUCAAAAUAUAACAAAGGGAUGAGAAGUCUACUUGCGGUUUGGUUAGUCUAUGUCACUAGUUUUGACUUUUGUGUUUUAUUUAGUUUUUUGAAAGUUGCAUUAGAUUUUUUAUUAGAUAACCUAUAGAUUAAAGUAGCCUAGUAUUUUGAAAAUCUGGUUCUUGCAUACACUCAAUUUAAGACCAUUGAAGAACAAAUCGGUUUAGUUUACUUAAAGUUUUGAUGAUCAAUGUAUGAACAAAUUUUAUUGAUCAAUGAAUAUUUUAAUUUAGGAGAUUUGUUAGGAGAGCCUAGAACAAGAAGUUGUUAAAUAUUUCUAAGGUUGUUUUGGUGUGAAGUAAAGAUUGGCAGAAGGAUCAAAAAGAGAAAAUGGACUCUUGUAUAUAUUUAACGGUGUUAUGAUUAAUUGUAGUAUGAUCCACGGUGUUAAACAUAAUGUGUAAAAUUCUGCCCAAGUAAGUAACUGAUAGACUGAAAUCACUAAUUGUUUAAAGGUGAUAUUUUUUAUAGUUUCAUUGAGGCAUUUUACUUAGGAUUGAUAUAUAAAUAAGCUGAACAUCACUUAAUGAGAGCUUAGUUCCGAUUUACUUAAAUACUUUCAAGAAUUGAAAUAGAAAAUAAUGAGUUGUUAAUAAUGUUGUUGAAAAAUAUUGAAUAAACUUUAAAUCUAUUUUGUUA